Zeugodacus cucurbitae (melon fly) is the source of this 2476-nucleotide messenger RNA. RefSeq names its product PI-PLC X domain-containing protein 1 (gene PLCXD). The record is from RefSeq and is a predicted model, not a curated record. NCBI's taxonomy places the organism in Eukaryota, Metazoa, Arthropoda, Insecta, Diptera, Tephritidae. The transcript has 4 exons. Gene Ontology annotation, biological process: lipid metabolic process. Bases 645 to 2219 code for a protein of 524 amino acids. Gene Ontology annotation, molecular function: phosphoric diester hydrolase activity.
UGAGCUUCAGUCGGGGCUUGCCACAGCACGUGAACGGUGGUACAUUAGGAACGAUAGUUACGCAUGCUGGUGACUGCCAGUAGUUGGACUUUUAUCGUGGCAUAUUAUUAUUUUAUUGUUUGUUUACUGAAAGCUACGGUAGCGUUAAAGAGCGGGGUUCGUUAAGUGUAAAUAUACGGCAUCGAGAUUUGCCUUAAGAGAGAACAGUAGUGCAGUUGUAAGCAUCAAAUUGAUUGUAAACAAAUCUAGAACGAGUCAAACACUCAGCGCGGACGGUUCGAAUUGCACGCGAAAUAGUUGCCAGUCGCCAGUCAGUCACUUUGUAUGCGAUUUGUACGAGAGCAAAGUGCAAGCGGACGCGUUGUCAUUUAAGUGAAUAACGAGCGUGUAAACUAAAAUAAUUUUCACACACACACACAACGACAAGUGUUGCAGUAGAAAAAUUAAGUGAAAAGAUAAACAUACUGAACAAACAAAAAAAAAUACGUGAAAAGUGUUUUAAAUUAAUAAAAUAAUUUAAUACAAGUGAGCGCGUCAGCAGUGAGUGAAAGUGAUAAAGACAAAUAAGUGAAAAACACACAUACAUAUUUGCAUAACAUACACAUAGGCGCUAUACCCUAUACUGCAGCAGUUAAGUUUCGAAAAUGUCAGCGUUGCAAGUGUUUACCGCGCUCGUUACGCUUUACGUGUACGCGCAGCACGAGCUACAAGCAGUCUCCGCGCUACCCUACAAUUAUGACGACAUACACGAUUUGAGCGCCAUGCGUCCCGACGCGCAACCCAAACAGUUGCGGCUCUGGCUGACAAUAAGCGCGCGCCAUCGUUUUGUCGAGGUCUCCUGGACGAAUGCGCCGGCGCAUAAGGAUGAUCACAUAUUUAUUACCAUGCAGGCGCCGCAUAAGUUCGAGCGCGUCGAGUUCACUACCGGCACGCCACUGGCCGCAUUCGAUGGCAGUGAAGGUAGCGGUUAUGUACCAAACAUUGGCGUUACCGAGCGCAGCACUUCGUCGCCGACGCGCUAUAGACUCGAACAUGAACACAAAACCAAUUACGUGGCGCGCUUGAAUGCGAGCAACAGCAUGGAAGGUAGCGGCUUUGUUGACACCCCCACCCCAGCACCGCGCACCGCGUCAAUAUCAACGCGCCACUAUUGGAUUUCGAAUAAUGGCAGUGACGAUAUUGUCGCUGCGCUGCAGCCAAGCGCCGCCACGCAAUGGUUCACCACGGGCGUCUAUUUUGAUUACGCGCUCUCGCGCAAUGUCACCGCCAAAACGGGCUGCUAUGGCUUUUGGGCGAGUUAUGUGAACGCCAGUGGCGCUAUAUUGACCACCAGCUGUUUGCGCGCUUAUCCGCGUUGGAUGCGCGAAAUGCACGCAGUGGUGGGCGGUAUGCGUAUGCGCGAUCUCUUCAUACCCGGUACACAUGACUCCGGUUCGUAUAGACCGAAUUUUGAUCCGUUACUACGCGAAACAAUCGUCACGAAGUAUGCGCUGACGCAAGAUGAUGAUAUACGCGGUCAGUUGUUGCAUGGCGUGCGUUAUUUGGAUAUACGCGUCGGUUAUUACCGCAAUACGCCCGAGCGCUUCUACAUCAAUCAUGGCGUUACGCGACAGCGUCCUCUAGCGGAAAUAAUCGAGCAAGUGAAGGAGUUUGUCUUGGAGACAAAUGAGAUUGUGAUAUUCGGUUUGAAGGAGUUUCCGGUUGGUUUCGGUAAGGGACUUGGCGUUCAUCGUCUGCUGGUCUCUUACUUACAGCAACAAUUUGGCGAUGUUAUCGUACAUCCUUCAGCGUCGUGGCGUGCCACUUUGAAUGAUAUUUGGUCAAGACAACAAAACGUCAUUUUAGCUUACGAUAAGGGUCCAGUAGUGGCUGAGUUUCCACAUACACUCUUCGGUUCGGUGGAGCAACGUUGGGGCAAUAUGCAAACGUGGACAAAGUUGGAGAAGUACUUACGUUCCAUUAACAACUUUGAUGUUUCUCGCCUAUCAAGUCGUCCUAUUGCCGAUAUGGCUGAGCUUACACCCGACACGUGGGGUGUUAUACUCGAUAAGUAUGGUGGACUGCGAAAAAUGGCCGAUCAAGUGAAUUGGCGCAUUUCACAAUUGUAUCGCGAUGAAUUGGGUGCAAAUGCGAAUAUUGUAGCGGUGGAUUUCAUACGUGGCACCAGCCUGAUGGACAACGCACUCGAAUGGAAUAAACGGAAAGUGGUGUACUAUUAGGCGUAGAUGGGGGAUUUCAAUAAAAUUAUUGGUGCAUUUUCUUAGAAUAAAUAUAAUAAAAAAACGUAAAUCACGCAUAUGUAUACGUAUUCUUGAGAUAAAAUCUACAAACGAUUUUCUUGGAUUCUACCAAGAUCUUGCCUAAUUGAAUAAAAUAUAUUGUGAAUUUCCUCAAAAUAAAAUUAAACCAAAGUAUUAUAUAUAAGAGGAGGAAUUAAUUAAUUAAUUAUAAAUUAAUAAAUUAAUUUUUUUACAAU